UAAAGCAGGCAUUCCAAGACGGUAAAAUUCAUUCGAUUGGUCUCGUAGUUUAACUUCAGAUAAUACUUUAUAGACUAACCACAAUGUUCUUAAAGUUCUCUCUUUCGUUUCUGUUUUUUAUCCUAGCGGUUAGCUGUAUGCAUACAGGCCAACCUGAAGGGAAAAAUGAACCUGAAGCAUCGGGUUCAGCUGUACCUGAAGAGAAAAUUAAUGUCACACCGGAGGAUUUAGCGCUUGAAAAUUUACAAAUAAAUGGGGAAUCUGAUGAUGAGCUAAUAAAAGAAGCGUUCGAGAGCAUUAGAAUUGAAGUGAAAAAAGAAUUCAACGAUAAUUUUACAAGUGGAAAUAUUGGACAUUAUGAUUAUUACUUCUACAUGGGUGAAAACUAUAUAGAGUGGGAUUUUAUAUAUUCAUACUUAGAGAACCAUAAACAAGGCCGUAGCGAAUAUUAUUGGAUAGAUUUUCUGACAUUUCGUGAUCUUUUUAAAAUACAUUGUGAAAAAUCAGGAGUGCCUGUUGCAAAAAUUGCUGAACAAAGAAAAGUCGCAAUUGUUAAACAUGAAAGAAAUCCUGCGUUCAAAAAAGAAUUCGCUACUUUCCUCCGUACUAAAGCUUAUUCUUAGGUUCGUUAAGGUGGAGAUUUCUGAAAAAUUUCAUUCUGAAAAAUAAAUUAAUAUGUCUAAUAAUGUUAUAAUUUUUUUUUUAAACCUCUUAAAUUGUUAUUAAAGAACAUUUCAAAAUAUUAUAUGUCAUAACGACUUUAAU
Messenger RNA from Adelges cooleyi (spruce gall adelgid), 765 nucleotides. RefSeq lists its product as uncharacterized. NCBI's taxonomy places the organism in Eukaryota, Metazoa, Arthropoda, Insecta, Hemiptera, Adelgidae. The coding region runs from base 84 to 623 and encodes 179 amino acids. The transcript is spliced from 4 exons. The record is from RefSeq and is a predicted model, not a curated record.